Messenger RNA from Hirundo rustica (Barn swallow), 1115 nucleotides. RefSeq names its product cell division cycle associated 8 (gene CDCA8). The record is from RefSeq and is a predicted model, not a curated record. Lineage: Eukaryota; Metazoa; Chordata; Aves; Passeriformes; Hirundinidae. The transcript is spliced from 10 exons. Gene Ontology annotation, cellular component: spindle midzone; chromosome passenger complex; chromosome, centromeric region. Bases 36 to 944 code for a protein of 302 amino acids. Gene Ontology annotation, biological process: mitotic sister chromatid segregation.
GGCCGUUCGAACGCCGCCCGCCCUCAGCAGCCGCCAUGGCGCCCGCCAGGAGGAAAGGCGGCUCGAGCUCCCGCGGCAGGAAACUGGCGGCCUUCCUCAAGGACUUCGACCGCGAAGUGAACCGGCGGCUGGAGCGGCUGCGGGCGGACGGGGAGUGCCUGGUGAAGGAGAUCGAGAACCUGUACGAUAUGGCGAUCCUGCGGCUGCCGCUGGAGCUCCGCCAGAUGAACUGGCUCGAGUACUACGCUAAACAAGGAAGUGGAAAGACGCUGGAGGAGGUGGCUAUGGCAGACUUGGAAAUAGCAGAAAUAGACAAGCUGACAGCGGGAGUUAUCAAUACACCGUUUGACAUCGUCAAGAAGGUGGAUAAAUUCAAAAGGAGCGUUGAAACCGUUGAGGAAGCAGAGCCUCCAUCGCUUCCUCUGCCAAAGAAGUCCAGAGUCGACAGCCAGUGUCCUUCAGAGACAGAGGCUGAGAACGUGAAUCCAAGAACUGCCAAGGUGAAGGCAUCUGCCAAAAAGCCACCCGUGGCCAGGAGACCCCCCUCAGCGAGAGUGAAGCGCAUGAGCAAGAGAUCAAGCAAAAACAGCUUUAUCACUCCAGCUACUGGCAGAAUGGUUGAUAUCUGUGCGCGGGGAGGCACCUCCAUGGUUACACCCAGAUUCGAUUCCAGGGUGUUCAAGACGCCGGGUCUGCGCACGCCGGCGCUCAACGAGCGCGUUUACACCAUCUCUGCCAACGGCAGCCCCCUCGCCGACACCGGGGACGCCGUCCUCACCCUGCCCCUCGGCGGGGGAGAGAGCAUACGUUUGACAGCAAAGGAUUUGACCAAGAGGAAUUUUCUUCAGCUGAACCCCAAGGCCCGAGGGCUCAUGAAGAAGCUGUCAGUUUGUCUCGCACAGGCUUGCAACGAGGCAAAAAUACCCCUAGAUGGAAGUCAGUGAGCAGCUACAUCCCUCUGUAAAUAACAUUUUACAUUUAGGACUGCUACCUUCAUUUAGUUCUUGCUCUAACUUGUAUCUUCCUUUCAUUGAUCUACGGAAUGGAAGCUAAGAACUAGUUAUUCUACCUAUGAUAUGUAAUGGGAUCAAAAUAAAUUGAACUUUUUUUUUUAA